UUCUCUUUUCUUUUUUUUUUUCUCUUUGCUGUGAUGAUGUGUAUCACAGGAUUGAAUUGUAAUAUCCGGGGGCUGGUCCAGAGUGGAGUGGGCGUGUCUGCGCGCUGCUCUCCCUUCCCACCAGGAAAACGCUGGAGGAGACCCACAGUGCCACACAGAAAGACGCGCACUGCAGAGGAGAGAGAGCGGGACACGAACCACCGAGGAAUAUGUCAGCUUUCUCACGCACCGAGGGACGCUCCAACCACGGGCUCAGCGCAGUCAGUGCACCGCUCCUGCUUUAGUCCAGCACGCACACACACACACACACGUCGCUCUCUUUACCACUUAUGAGCUGGUGAAAUCUCCCCUGCUGCUGCUGCUGCUGCUGCUUCUGGUCCAUCCCUCCUCCCCUCUCUUCCUCCACCUCCUCCUCCUCCUCCUCCUCCUCCUGCUCUCCGCCGUCCCGUCGCUAGGAUGGACAAGACGCUCUGCAGUCCGCAUCCCGGGACCAACAAAACCAACUCUUCCUCAUCGGAUCGCUUGAACUCAUCGUCGAGGAAGCCCGGGAGGACCGGGUCGCACAGCCCCGGCUCAGCCUCCCUGGUCGGCCCGGCUGGCAGCCGGGGAGCUGUGCUGGGGAACAGUAUGAAUUUGCAGCAGCAGCAGCAGGCGCGCAAGAGACAGCUGGAAGGAGUGCUGAGCAAAUACACCAACCUGAUCCAGGGCUGGCAGAACAGGUACUUUGUGUUAGAUCCAGAGUUGGGACAGCUGCACUACUUUGUCAACGAGCAGGGGAAGAGCCAGAAGCCCCGUGGGUCCCUGCCCCUGAUUGGUGCCUCAGUAACUCCAAGCGACGAGGCUCCGCACAUGUUCAUUGUAAACUCUGUCAAUGGAGAGCUGUACAAACUCAGAGCUUCCGAUGCCAAGGAGCAGCAGUUUUGGAUGAGUCAGCUCCAAGCAUGUGCCAGACGUCACUCUGACAGUAGUGCCAAGGUGAGGAAGUUGAAGGGCUCAGAUGAACACUUAAGUGUGGACAGAGCAGGAGGAGGCCCAGAGGUGCUGGGCUCCUCAUCCUCUGGUCGGACCCGUAGCUUCUCCCUCCUCCCCCACCUAACCCCAUCUUCAUCCCCGGGUUCUCAGAGGCACCUGAGCCACACGGCCUCACCCAGCAACAUCGUCACCAUCACCCACCACAAAUCUCCGGCUGCAGCUCGGCGGGCCAGGAGUCAGUACCCAGGACGGCUGCUGGAGGUCAAAGAGGUAAUGUCCCAAGCCGAGGGCCAGCAGAAAAAUCUGGUCCAGUCCAUUGACUCUCUACCCACCAGAGGCCCCCUCUCCUGUUUGGACCAGGACCUGCUGCUCCUUAAAGCCACAUCAGCUGCCACACUCAGCUGCCUGGGAGAGUGCCUGAACAUCCUCCAACAGACCCAGAGCCACAGCCAGGCACCACCUCAGUCCCAGGCCGGCGAGCACAAUCAUGCUGCCCACGGAGCCCCCUCCGAUGGUGUUCCUGUGUGGACUGUACCAAAGUCGCCCUCAGGAGAACUGUUGAAGAACGGAGGUCUGACUCCUCUACGAUCAGCCGAGCCCUCCCCGGCCCUCAGGAAAAGGAGUCUGUCCCAUGGUGCUGAGCACCACACAGGGCUUGAAGACAUCAGCGCCACUGAAGAGGUGACAGAUACGGAAGAUAACGAUGAGGAGGACCUGGGUGUCCUAGACGACCAGCGGAGCAUCAUUCUCCACCUACUCUCCCAGCUCAAACUGGGCAUGGACCUUACACGGGUGGUGCUGCCUACCUUCAUUUUGGAAAAACGAUCACUGCUGGAGAUGUAUGCCAACUUCAUGGCCCACCCCGACAUGUUCCUGUCAAUCACAGCUGGGGCCACAGCUGAGGACAGAAUAGUCCGCUUUGUCGAGUACUACCUGACCGCCUUCCACGAGGGGAGGAAAGGUGCCGUGGCCAAAAAGCCCUACAACCCCGUGCUCGGGGAGACCUUCCACUGUUCCUGGGAAGUGCCUCGGGAAAAAGUCAAACUUUUGGUCAGAUCGAACCAGGGGUCUUCUUGGGAGCCAGGCAGGGGUCCCAACAACACACAGCAGGGUGAUGAUUCACCGGGAGGCUGCUACAGAGUCCGAUUUGUGGCCGAGCAGGUGUCCCACCAUCCACCAGUGUCAGGGUUUUACUGUGAGUGCCGGGAGAGGAGGAUGUGCGUCAACGCCCAUGUGUGGACCAAGAGCAAGUUCAUGGGAAUGUCUAUAGGAGUGUCCAUGGUGGGAGAAGGAGUCCUCUGUCUCCUGGAGCACGACGAGGAGUAUGUCUUCACAUUGCCCUGUGCCUACGCCCGCUCCAUCCUCACCGUGCCCUGGGUGGAGCUGGGAGGAAAAGUCUCCAUCAACUGUGUCAAGAGCGGCUACUCUGCCACCGUCACCUUUCACACUAAGCCUUUCUAUGGAGGGAAGGUGCACAGAGUGACGGCCGAAGUCAAACACAACCCGACCAACACCAUCGUGUGCAAAGCGCAGGGCGAGUGGAACGGCACGCUCGAGUUCACCUACAGCAGCGGGGAAACCAAAGUGAUCGACACGGCCAAGCUCCCAGUCACCAGGAAGAAGCUGCGGCCGGUGGAUAGACAGGGGAGGACAGAGUCCAGGCGGUUAUGGCAAUAUGUGACCAAGUCUCUCAGAGAAGGGAACAUCGACGAAGCCACAGAGCACAAACACAAGCUGGAGGAGCGUCAGAGGGGGGAGGAGAAGCAGAGGGCAGCUGAUAACAAACCCUGGACACCCAAAUACUUCACUAAAGAGGGAGACGGUUGGAUCUACAACAACCCGCUGUGGAAGUCCACCUGACAGCAGAAGUCUCUUCUCGUGGACAGUAACUGAGCUUCUACCUCUCCAACCUGAGGGGUAGAAGUCAGGAAGUCAAAUAUAAAAGGAGCAGAGACCUCCAGAGACCUUCAGACCAGAGCUAGAGACUCUCAAAGUGACACACACACACACACACACACACACACACAAAAACAGGAAACAAGCAAGGUGCCAAAGGGAUCUCCACUGUUCAAACCAAAACUGUGGCUGGAGCUCUGCUGGGACAAAAGUACAUUUUUAUAUACAGUUAAUAGUAUUACUAUUCAAAGUAGAGUAUUUCUAUUUUUCACCUUGCCAAGGCCUUUUUUGCACACGCACAGUAAUGACGUUUGCCACUGGUGUUUGCUUUUUUCUUUUUUCAAAUGAUCAAUAUGUGUUCUCAGACAUUGUCGAUGUUUGGUUCAGAGCUUUUAGUUUGUGAAGCAGCGUUAGAAUGAGUCGAUAUGAGUUCCCUGUAACACAUCAUACUGUAGCUGUAAAUGAGUUGUUUAUAAGAGCACUUUUACCAUAGAAAUAAAUGGAAUAUUUUAUAUCUAUGGCUUUUACCAAUCAGGGUGGUCUCUAAGAGCUUUAUGGAAAAUAAGAACACCUGAGCAGAUUUUAAAUGACGUCUAAAUCAAGAGAUGAAAUGAAGAACUAUACUACAUUAGAUUAUGUGUUAGUAUAUAUUAUUAUACAGUACAUUACAGUGAGCUACUAGAAAGUAAAGGUCCUGAUUGUUUGGUCUGCACUAUGAAUGUAUUUUGGGCACAUUUUAAUAGUAUGCUACUUCCAUCUUGUACUGUUGCUACUACACAUGCUUCCUGUGUUUUACCGUCGAUCCAUUUACACUAUUUCACCCAUUGAGUGAGACGCCUCCGCAUCCCAAAACCUUUUACAUUUCCAUUACUACCUCUCUUAUUCAGCUACUCCAGUCAUUAGCCACUUUCUCUUCCAAAAACAAAACACUCCUGGGUUCUCUUUUUUGUCUAUCUGUGCCCUUAAGAUGGCACUUGUGUAAAUUAGGAAGCCGCUGCUCACCCAGCUCGUGCCUCCUCGGGUUGCCCGUGGUGAUGAAUAUGGAUGAAGAUACUUGUGGAAAACAAAAAAUCAUGUUCUCACAUCUGGAAGGGAGGUAGGGAGGGGGGCUGGAAGGUUGCCUCUGAAGAGGAUCAGCUACCAGAAUAACAAAUCACAGGGAAGUGAGAUAUCCGGCCUGGUGGAGAGAAAAGGAAAUGUAUUAGGUCACACUGUCCAGUCCAUAUUUGAUAAUGUGGCCAAGGUCUAAACUGAGCAGAGUAAAGAGUAAUUAAUAUUCACUUCAUGUUGUUCUUCACUUACCAUGGCCUUUUGUUAUUUUAUUUGUCAUGAAAUGUUCAGACUCUUCACUGCUUGCUCUUUCAGUUGCUCCUUCACUUAAAAUUUCAACCGGUAUUUGAAGCCGGGUGAUUUUACCAGAUGCCUCUUUGUAGCCUGUGCAUUGACAGUAUAGAGAACAACCCUGCAACCCAUCGAGAGAGCCCGUCACCUACAGCAAACCACCGUUCAUUGCUGUUCAUGACACUCGCCUUACAUAAAACCAACAAGCAGUUUUGUUUUUAUAUCCAGACUCACUCAAGUAGAUGGUGAUUGUGGAUGAUGGAGGGAUUGUUCAUUAAUAAAGAACUUCUACCUUUUUUUUAA
This is a messenger RNA of Larimichthys crocea (large yellow croaker), 4512 nucleotides long. It is a transcript of the gene osbpl10a, whose product is annotated as oxysterol binding protein-like 10a. Bases 457 to 2832 code for a protein of 791 amino acids. Gene Ontology annotation, molecular function: cholesterol binding. Gene Ontology annotation, cellular component: membrane; cytosol. The record is from RefSeq and is a predicted model, not a curated record. Lineage: Eukaryota; Metazoa; Chordata; Actinopteri; Sciaenidae. The transcript has 13 exons.